GGAGCGGCGGGCGCAGAGCGCGGCGGACUGCGCUCCGCUCCGCAGGGCGCGCACCGGCGCCGGGCGCUCCGUGAGCCGCCGCGGGGGCGGCCGGCGCUGCGCUCGCUCCCCGCCGCGGAGCCGGGAUGUGACUUGCGGAGGGCUGGCGGACAGAGCUGCCCCGCCGCCCUCGGCCGCAGCGGACAGCGGACAGAAAAAUGAAAACCUACCCAGCCAUUGGUUUCUUCCUCUUCUUCGUGAUCAGCUAUGGCUCUUCAGAAAACUCCAGUACUCCUCAGGGGUGUGGACUGGACCUGCUCCCUCAGUACAUUUACCUGUGUGACCUGGAUGCCAUCUGGGGGAUUGUUUUGGAGGCGGUGGCGGGGGCAGGUGUGCUGACCACAUUGCUGCUGAUGCUGAUUUUGCUGGUGAGGCUGCCCUUCAUCAAGGACAAAGAGAAGAAGAGCCCCCUGGGAAUGCACUUCCUCUUUCUCUUUGGAACUCUGGGGCUGUUUGGGCUGACCUUUGCUUUCAUCAUCCAAGAAGAUGAAAUGGUGUGCUCCACCCGAAGGUUUCUGUGGGGAGUUACCUUUGCUCUGUGCUUCUCGUGCUUGCUAGCCCAAGCCUGGAGACUCCGCAAGCUGGUCCGGCACGGGAAGAGCCCGUCGGGCUGGCAGCUGGCCGGGGUGGCCAUCUGCCUGAUGCUGGUGCAGGUCAUCAUCGCCAGCGAGUGGCUCAUCCUGACCGUGGUCAGGGAGAACAAGCGGGCCUGCAGCUACGAGCCCAUGGAUUUUGCGAUGGCUUCCAUUUACGUUAUGUUCCUGAUGGUGUUUACCACGGGAUUGUCGUUUUUCACUCUCUGCGGGAAGUUUAAGAAAUGGAAGAAAAACGGAGUGUGCCUCAUUAUUACCCUUUUUUUUUCCAUUCUGAUUUGGGUCGCCUGGAUGACUAUGUACCUCUUCGGGAAUGCUGAGCUCCAGAGAAAAGACAAAUGGAGUGAUCCCACUCUGGCUAUUGCACUGGUGUCCAGUGGUUGGGUGUUUGUUAUUUUUCAUGCCAUCCCAGAGGUCCACUGUACCAUCCUUCCAUCGCAGCAGGAAAACACACCCAAUUAUUUUGAUACUUCACAGCCGAGGAUGCGUGAAACCGCUUUUGAGGAAGAUAUACAGCUUCCUCGGAGCUACAUGGAAAAUAAAGCCUUUUCAAUGGAUGAACAUAAUGCAGCGCUAAGAACGGCGGGAUUUCGAAACGGCAGUUUGGGAAGCCGGCCUAGUGCUCCCUUUAGAAGCAAUGUUUAUCAGCCAACUGAGAUGGCAGUUGUGCUAAAUGGUGGGACUAUACCAACCGCUCCGCCAAGUUACACUGGACGACACCUCUGGUGAAAAGCUGUAGGCUGUAGAGAAUCAGAAUCCUUGUUGCAGAUGUUGUUCCCUGGCAGUGUGUCUUUGAGGGAAGGAAUCCAUAACAGUACCAGAACAAAGCAACAAAGCAUCCAGGAUCUUUCUAAAUCCUACUGAGGAUUUUGCCUAAAUGUGAACACCAUUGAAUGGAGAAUUGCAAAAACAAAAUUGUAAAACUGAAGCUGAAUCUAAUUUAUAACAGAAGUAGGCACACCUUAAAUUGGCGGAGGGGAUGUUGUAUUCUGAAGUGUAAGAUAUUCUCUUGUCUGUAACUUGUGUGCCAGGCAAGCCUGGUUUUGGUGGUUGCCAGUUGCUUGCGAUAUACCCUCCUCUCACCUAAACUUAAUUCACGUUGCCACAAGAGAUUGCCACUAGAGUGUGAAAACACGCAGGAUCUCUUCCAUGUUCCUCCUUUUGCUGUCAUUCCCAGGGCCAUGAGAAGCCCGUUUGCUCCUUCCCUGUGCCGUGCAGCCCCGCAGCACCGUGUGUAGUCACACAGCCCACGCUCGGUGGCUCGAUGCUCGGUGGUUGGAUGCUCUGUGGUUGGAUGCUGUGCACCCAGGGGUGCGGCUCUGCCGGGCUCAUGGGGCUCGGGCAGGGAGCAGCGGGGCGGGUGCAGCUCUGCUCCAUCCUGCGCUGUGUGCCGGGAGCCGAGCCGUGCCUUGGAGUGUUUGUGCUGUGGCUGUGGCCGGCAGCAGCAGUCCGUGCGGGCUGUGCAGGGAAGGAAGGCGCUCCCGAGCCGGGCUGGGCUGAGCCGGGCUGAGCAGAGCAGAGCGGUGAGAGCCCCCAGCCCCUGUUCGUACGAGUCCCCUCGACUGCAGGUGUUCGUGCAUUUAAACGUGGUGGUGCAUUUUAGUGCCUAGAGAGUAGAAUCUCUGUGCUGGAGGUGGUUUGUUGUUGUUUUUGUUUAUUUAAGGUGGUUUCUGCCCUACUGCUCCCCUCCCCAUCCAUUUUCUUGAGUUGAUAUAAGGCAGACUUCUCAAAGCUUUUCACCUUUGUUUUUCUCCGGGUUAUUUAAACGGUUCCCAUUGCCCAUUUGUUGUGCCAUGUUUUUUCAUUAUGUUCGAGCAAUCAUUCCUUUCUUUAACAUGUAAUACAUAUCGGACAUUGAAAACAUCACUGUAUCCUCACUGUUUGGCCAAUGUUAAUCUUAGCUUUCCUCAAUACUAAAAGCUAAUUGUUUUUACUUGAAGGCAUAGGAAACAUAUUACAAUUAAACUUUGCAUAUGCUGUAAUAAAAAUAUAUAUUUUCAAACUAAAAAGAAAAAAAUAAAAUGUACAAAUAACUGAAUAGCUUAGUAGCUUCACAGAGAGAAGUUACUUGCUGUAUACUGCAGAAGAAAGACAAGCUUUGUAUUUUUCAAGAGUCUUCCUAAUUCCUCAUGUACCUCUAUUUCUACUGAAUUAGGAACCUAGUCCUGCAGACUUGUACUCCCACGAGUAGUCCCAUGGACACCAGUAGGUCUACAUCCAGGUACAGAGGCUGCAAGACCAGUCCCUAAGUGUUGCACACAGAUAUAUGUAUAUAUAUAUGGAAAAAUAUAUAUUGCCAUUCUUGCCAUGAUCAUCUUAUGGGGUUUUAUUUCAAAGCCCUUCUCCUCCAGAAGCAAUGUUUUUCUGUCAUGCAUGAGUGAAGGAGUAUGUCAGCUCCCCCCUGCCCUCCCCUCCUCGAGGCAAAGGAAGCAUGUGCUUGUUUUAGGGAUCCUUUAUUUCAUUUUGUAUGUAACUAGAUGGCCAUAGUAACCAAGUAGGGUAGGGGUGGAUAUUGCAUGCUAUCCAGUGACUUAGAAAUACAUUUUGCCUGUUAUGAGCAGAGCUUUGAUCAAACAAGAUAAUAUUUAAAAUAAUGACAGCCACCCAGGAGACACGUAAUUUGGAACAAUAAAAAAAUUAUUAUCAUCACUUGCCUGCAGAAUUUUGCUUUUAAAAACCAGUUAGAAAAAAGCCCCUCAUAAAACUCUUAUCGUAAAAACAUAUAAGAUGACCAUGGCAUAAAUGGUAGUACAUCUUUCUUUUGAAAAGUUUAUCAUGCUACAACCAAGACUUACAAAUUACAAUACACAUUUUACAGACCUUUGACAAAAUCUAUACAAGACAUACUUAUCUGAAGAAACUUUCUUUUUCUUUUUCUAGAUGUGACUGAAUUGAUAAUUAGAGUUCCCAAUCCUGCUUCUGAUGAAGUUGUUUGGAAUUUCAGGGCUUAUGCAAAGAUAUGGCCAGAUCUUACAAACUGCUGUUCACAUGACUAGUCUCACUGGGUUAGUCAUGUGGACGAUUCAGUGAAUUAAAAAUUAGCAGGAUUGGGUUUAAUGUGUGGUGGUGAAAGUGUGGCAAUAGAUUUAGGAGGGUCUUUAUUUUCCAACUUUAUACAAUUAGUAAUGAGCAACUUCUUUUUUUUGUAUGUCACUAGUCUGUGAUGUAAAAUGCCCCAAAAUAAAACUGUAAUUGAAGAAAGGCACCUUUAUGUUAACUUAUAUUUUUGUUAAUAGUGUUUACUUUUGCCUUUUUUGAAAGCUUUCUAGAAUGUAGAGCAUCUGUGAACAACAUGAAUAAGUAAGUAAGCACAAGCCUUUCGCAGUUCUCCUAACUAUAAUUAGCUUUUAUACUAUAAAAGCUACUAUGUUGUCCCUUGAUAGUUAUGUGAUCAUGGUGUUUCCAUGCAGAAAAUGAAACCACAAAGCAUGUGACAAAAGCAUCUACCACCAAAACAAGAUUAAUAAUUACUGGGUUUAUGAUCAAUGGCAGGAAAAGAGUUUGAAGUCAUAGAGAUCCUGUCCUGCUUUCAGAUGGGUUGAGGGUGUUUGACACUUGCCAGAAAAUAUGUAGCAUCUUCAGAAGAACACUCUCAAUACAUCCAGCUGUUUCUAUAAACAAGGCACAUGGAAUACUCUAGAAUUAGCUGCUUUUAGUCUAAACACAGGCAUCUUGGUUGGCUUGGUUUGAGCUCGAUGCCUUGGGUCUAACUAAAGGCCACACACACAAAAGGGAGCAUUGUAGCUUUUAUAAUAAAACAAUUGGAUUAUUCUACCAACUUACAGGAUUACAAAGCAGGUGCUUUUUAUUAAUUGAUGAGAGCUAAAGCUCAUUUUUGAUAGAUAAUAUAUAUUUAUUAAAUGUAUUAACGUGUGUUUUAUAACGUACCCUUUUUUCCGCUGAUUGUUGCAUACUGGUAUCUUAUUAAGUACAUCUCUAAAGGAUUUUCAAGACAAUCAAUGUGUACCAUGAUGACUGUACAUAAGUAUACAAAACUACAAAGGUUGUAAAGCAUGGGCAAAUGUUUUAUUUUCAAAAUGCUGUUCUUAACGAGAAUAAAGGCUUUACUAUUUACUUACAA
Molecule: messenger RNA, 4713 nt
Organism: Catharus ustulatus (Swainson's thrush)
Lineage: Eukaryota; Metazoa; Chordata; Aves; Passeriformes; Turdidae
Gene: GPRC5B
Product: G protein-coupled receptor class C group 5 member B
Exons: 4
Coding region: 198-1361 (387 amino acids)
Biological process (GO): G protein-coupled receptor signaling pathway
Cellular component (GO): intracellular membrane-bounded organelle; signaling receptor complex; extracellular exosome
Molecular function (GO): protein kinase binding; G protein-coupled receptor activity; protein kinase activator activity
Source: RefSeq, a predicted model, not a curated record